Moneuplotes crassus is the source of this 1881-nucleotide messenger RNA. Lineage: Eukaryota; Ciliophora; Spirotrichea; Euplotida; Euplotidae. The record is from the annotation of a GenBank genome assembly.
CGAGAAUUAAUAUGGAAAACCUCCAUACUGACCCACAAGAUCCUUUAUAUGACCAUGAAGAACAAAGGAAGAAGAAGCAAGAGUUCAUUCAGAAGGAAAUCCUUGAUAAACGGUAUGACCGGAUUGAUUUUGCCUCGUAUAUGUAUGAAUGCAAGGAAGACGGCACUAAUAUUGACAACUGGAAGCUUGAAGAGUUGAUGGAUAUUGUACAGGAUUUUAAGGACAUACAUAAACCUUUACCCCUUGAAGAUGAGAAUCCUCAACCUGAUCCUAGCACUGAAGAUCAUGCUCCUUCGGAGGUUGGCGAGGUAGAACCAGUUAUUGAGCAAACAAGGAAAGAAAUUAGCGAGCUCUCAUACUUUAAAAAGAGCGAACUGAAAGUAAAAGUGUUUGAUGGUUUGAUCAAGAAGGGAGGAUUUCUUCAGUUUUCUUUCACCUCCUUCAAGGUCACACUAGAUCCUUUAGAAUAUUUUGUCAGGAGGAGAGAGGAAGAUUUCCAGACAUUGCGUAAAUACCUUGUCAAGAUGUAUCCAUCACAAUUCAUUCCUCCAUUAAUAAUCCCCUCAUGCAGGAAGAAGGAAGAUGAAGUUUUGAAGAAGGAGAAGUUUUUCACUAAAUUCUUGACAAAUGUUAUAAGAAAUAGAAACCUCAGAGGCUGAAUGUUUCUUCAAGAGUUCCUUACUAUCAGAGAUGAAAAGGAAUUUAAAGCUCAGAAAAGGUUACGAGAAAAGGAAAAGGAACCAACUCUUCUCUCCGAACAGCCCACAGCAACUGGAGAGGUUGAUGCUUCUGGUUAUAAAGAUGUCUGGAAGUUCUCCUACAAAAUGCCUGAGUUCAUCAACAACUACACUGCAAUUAAUAAGAACAUUCAGGAUGCCACUUUAGCCUUCGCUGCGAAGGCUACUGAAUUGGCUGACAUCGUCUACGACCUUAGCAAGUAUUACGAAGUCCUUGGAUCAAUCUACAACAAUAUGGAGGUCAAGAAUAUGUACCAGAUUCACAAGUUCAUGAGCGAUGUCAUGACAUGUUGGGGAGACACUUACAUGGAACAAAGUGUUUUAAUGGAAGAAAAAUUCUCCAAGUUCUUUUCCUACCAUUAUCACGAAGAUGUUCCUAUGCGAGAAAUGAUCAAAACAAGGUUCAACCUUAAGGAAGAUUACGCCAGAGCCGAGAUCAGGUUGACUGAGAAGAAAGAAAGGCUGGUCAAAUCUCAGGACUUUGAGAAAUGGCAACUUGAUAGUACUGGAAUGGCCAAAAUAGCUAGGCUUAAGAAUAAUGAGGAAAUGGCCAAGAAGUUUAUGCUACCACAAGAGAGUAAAAUUGUUGAACAGAAAAGGAACUUGCUGCAAUACUUCAGCAACCAAGUGAAGGAUCAAACAACAGAUAUGUUAGAUAAUAACUACACUGACCUUUGAAUGCACCUUAUCGACUAUGCCUGUGACCAGAAAAAAAUAUAUUCAAAAGCUAUCGAUAACUGGAAUGGACUGUUCGAGUACUUCAAUGGGCUAGACCUGAGCAUUUACGACGAUGAAGCUGAACCAAAAGAGAGUGCAAAACAAGAGGAUCAAGAAGAAAAACAAGUUAAUCCUUCGAUAAAGAAUGGCACCUCUGCUAAACCAAAGGAAAAUCAAGAAGAGAAAAAGCAAGAGUCUUCUAUCAAUCAGGACAAUAAUAAGGAAGAUGAUCACGAAGAGGUUGAUAAAGGAAAGAUUGAUGGUAAAAAUAAUGGUUCUUCCAAAAAUAGCCCUGAUCUUAUUAAGCCUAAAUCAGAUAAAGAAGCUGAGUCCAAGAAAAGCGAUGAAGAUGACAAAAUAGAGGAUCAAUACGAUAUGAUUAAUCCGUUUGAUGAAUAAAUCUGUCUAAUAAUAGAAGUUAAAUAUU